GUGUUGUCUCGCUCUAAGCUCUCUGGUGCCAGUUGUCGAUAGUUGUGCUGCAGCCAUGGUGAAGGCGGUGUGUGUGCUGGCGGGAAGCGGCGAUGUAAAGGGUGUGGUGCGCUUCGAGCAACAGGACGAUGGUGACGUGACAGUGGAAGGGAAGAUCGAGGGUCUGACUGACGGAAAUCACGGCUUCCAUAUCCACGUGUUUGGGGACAACACUAAUGGCUGUCUCAGCGCCGGCCCUCAUUUCAACCCGCAGAACAAGAAUCACGGAUCCCCCAAAGAUGCCGACAGGCACGUUGGGGAUCUUGGCAAUGUGACGGCUGAAGGUGGUGUUGCUCAGUUCAAAUUCACAGACCCUCAGAUCUCCCUGAAAGGCGAGCGCUCGAUCAUUGGCCGUACUGCUGUGGUCCAUGAGAAGCAAGAUGACUUGGGCAAAGGUGGAGAUGACGAGAGUCUGAAAACUGGCAACGCCGGGGGUCGCUUGGCAUGUGGUGUGAUUGGAUUCUGCCCGUGACCAUGUCCCGCACGUGAUGCCCCCAAGCUCUUAGUUUAUGUCAAUUGCUCUCCUUAAUUAAUUCUCAUCUGCAGUUGUUUUCUCUCUUGUAACGAUCUCCAUUCUUGUUGUGUUCAUCCUACAGAAUAAAGGACACCCCCUUGCCUUCAA
Messenger RNA from Xenopus laevis (African clawed frog), 661 nucleotides. It is a transcript of the gene sod1.S, whose product is annotated as superoxide dismutase 1 S homeolog. Gene Ontology annotation, biological process: superoxide metabolic process. Lineage: Eukaryota; Metazoa; Chordata; Amphibia; Anura; Pipidae. Gene Ontology annotation, molecular function: superoxide dismutase activity; copper ion binding; metal ion binding. The record is from RefSeq and is marked validated. Bases 56 to 511 code for a protein of 151 amino acids. Gene Ontology annotation, cellular component: cytoplasm; nucleus. The transcript has 5 exons.